AUGAAGAUUAUUUGGGCGAGUUUGGCCGGACUUGGAGUCGCGAAAACGAAGACAGAAUGCGAAGCUUGCAAGAGACUUCAAGAAGGAAUCGAGAGAAAUUUGAAAAAGACGAAAAAUCAGAACUUCGGCGGAGGAAACUCGAAAUGGGAAGAGUCAAGGCUAGGUCCCUGGGCAACAAGCGAGUCCCGAAUGAUCCAAACGAUUGAAUAUGCCUGUGAAGGAGAUUUCCGCUGCUCGAGCUUCUUGGAAGAAUACGAAGAAGACGUCGAAGAUUGGUUCAAAACUGGCCCCGAUUCUGCUCCCGAAGAAGAUCGCAUCGACUUCUUCAAAGAAUUCUGCGUUGAAAAGUCAAAGUCAUGUUGCGAAGACAAGAACAGCUUCGGAAAAGACUGUCAAGCUUGCCCAACAAAUGUUAAUCAAGAAGUUUGCAGCGGUCGCGGAACUUGCGAAGGCGCCGGUGAUCGAAAAGGCAAGGGCGGCUGCAAGUGCAAUCAUGGCUACUCUGGGAAACACUGCGACGAAUGCUCUUCCGAAUAUUUUUUGGAAAAAGAAGUUUCGAUGACUGAAAAGCCACUAUGCACCAAAUGCCUGCAUAAAUGCAAACAAUGCAAAGGAGAAAAAGGCAAAUGUCUCGGCUGCAGAGAUGGUUAUGAAGUUGAAGGAGAAAUCGCAGAAGAUGGAACUCAUGAUUGCAAGAAACCCAAGCCCAAAAUUCCAGAACCCGAAGAAGACGAUCAAGGCUUACUCGAUUCAAAAAGUGUAGAAGAGGUAAGAGACCCACCAGAGCCACCAGCAAACUCGGAGGAGGUCGAUUCUCCUCCAGAACCGAGCACGACUGCCGAAAGUAGCACCACAAGAGCACCACCCACGCCUGAUCCGCGAUUCGGAGUCGACGCGUUUGCCAAAAAUAAGCACGAAGAUCUUUAA
Molecule: messenger RNA, 927 nt
Organism: Oikopleura dioica
Lineage: Eukaryota; Metazoa; Chordata; Appendicularia; Copelata; Oikopleuridae
Source: the annotation of a GenBank genome assembly